UUCGCACAGUCCUGGAAUGUCCUGGAAAGUCCUGGAAAAUUAAAAAUGUAUUUUCCAGUACUUGAAUGUCCUGGAUAAUCAGCCAUUGUCCUGGAAUGUCCUAGAAUUUCGUUAUUCUUGGUGCUAAAAAAAUUUCUAAUGCUUUGUGCACGAGCCAAUGGAAGGAAUAGGCUGUUGUUUGUGUCAACACUCGCAGUAUAUAGGUCACUUCAUUCAUAAAAUCAGUGGAGUAAAAGCGUAGUAAAACACCCACCAAUCAAAUCUCUACACAAGCCGCUUCCGUCAGGCGGAAAUGGACGGAAACUAUCGACCUAGAAGGAAGUUGACUUUUGUAUGCGCACGCGCAGCCCUCAUGUGGCAUGUUUUGUGAAUUUGGCGGGAGGCGAAAGAAUGUCACGUCUUUGUUAUUUUAAUCUAUCCUGGCUCAGCCAACCAGGUUAUCAGGAUUGGCUGGAGAAAGACUCCGCUCACAGAGCACGGUGUUCGCUUUGCAAGAAAAGCUUUGACAUUGGAAAUAUGGGUGAAAGUGCGGUUAAGAGCCACUCAAAGGGAACCAAGCACAUGCAGUUGCUCCAAGCGCUGAAGGAACGUCACCGUUCGAACACCAAUAUUACCGAGUAUUUUGGAAGGUCCUCGUCAUCGACGACAGACACACUUGAUCUUGGGCAAAGGGCUGCACCUACAGCGACUGUAUCUAGACCAUCAACCAUUCCCGAGUUUGUCACAAAGGAGGAAGUUUUGAAAGCUGAGAUACUGUGGGCGUUAAACAUCAUAGAAUGUCACCAUUCCUAUAAAUCCUGUGAGGGAAUUGGGGGACUUUUCUGUAAAAUGUUUCCUGACAGCAGCAUCGCAGCGCAAUUCAUGUGUGGAGAGAAAAAAUCAGCAUAUCUUACUGUGUUUGGACUAGCUCCGCAUUUCCGGACUCUCUUGAAGCAGAAGAUUGAUAGCAAGUUUGUUCUCCUCUUCGAUGAAUCCCUGAACAAAAAGAACCAAAAGAAACAAAUGGAUUUCUAUGCGCGUGUGUGGGAAAACGAUGAAGUGAAGUCCAGGUACCUUGAUUCCAAAUUUGUUGGGCACUGUACAGCUACAGACAUGAUGGCAGAAUUUCAGUCAGUUUUUGGAGACUUGAACCCUCGUAAUCUGAUACAAGUCAGUAUGGAUGGCCCCAGCGUAAACUGGAAGUUUUACCACAGCUUACAAGUAGAUUUAGAAACUAAGUAUGGGAGGACACUUUUAGACGUGGGCUCAUGUGGGCUGCACAUCUGCCAUGGUGCAUUCCAAACUGGAGUGGAGAAGUCUGAAAUGGGUGUAGCUAACAUUUUACGUUCUCUUUACUCAUUGUUCCGGGACUCUCCUGCUAGACGAGAAGAUUACACAAAAGUAACUGAUGGGGCUAAAAUCCCUCUCAAAUUCUGUAAGACUAGGUGGCUGGACAAUGCCCCAUGUGCCUCAAGGGCCAUUGAAAUAUGGGACAGUAUUUGUAAAUAUGUGUCAGCUGUGAAAAGGAAAACUGUCACUAAACCAGACAAUCAGUCUUACUUGACAGUCCAAAAAGCUGUGGAGGAUCCAUUGACACUGGCACGACUUAAGUUUUUCUUGGCAGUUGCACAAGAAAUUACACCAUUCUUGACCAAGUAUCAAAGUGACCAACCACUACUGCCCUAUAUCACUCAUGAUCUAUUGGUCCUGAUACAAGGUUUGCUGGAGAGAUUUGUUGACCACAAGGUAACAGACUCAUUAACGGCUGCAAAGAUAGCUUUGUUUGAUGUCAGAGACAAGAAAAACUUUGUUGAAAUUUCAAAGAUUGAUGUUGGGUUAGCUGCAGACAAGACAUUGAAGGAGGCUUAUCGAUCAAAGAAGAUAUCGGAUAGAGCCGUGUUACAGUUUAGAAUGGAGCGCAGAACGCUUUUAAUUGAACUUGUAGCUAAACUUAUUGAAAAGUGCCCUGUUAAAUACCCUCUAGCCAGAAGUGUUGCAUGUCUGGAUCCUAGGCAUUUUAACCAGAAAGAGGUGGCCAUAAAGUUCAUGAGGAAGACUCUAUUAAUAUUGACAGAUGCUCAUUGGAUUACACCUGAAUUUGGUGAUGAGGCUCUUCGUCAGUUUUCUAGGUACUUGGAUGAUGCAGCAAUAAAGCAUAUGCACUUUGAUCCCAAAGUCACCCGAUUAGACAGACUUUGGCACAUGGAUAUUUCGAACAAAGUCGAAUUCCUUGAGCUCUGGGGAGUGGUGAGCCUACUGCUGCUGAUGUCCCAUGGUCAGGCCACUGUAGAGCGUGGCUUUUCCAUUAAUAAAGAGGUCGAGGUUGAGAACUUGAGGGAGGAUUCAAUUAUUGCCCAGAGGAUUAUAUGUGAUCAUUUACACAACAUUGGUGGUGUUCAGAAUGUUGUAUUGGACAAAAAACUUCUGAUGUCUGCCAGUGCUGCUCGUCGAAGAUAUCAGGACUAUUUAGAUGAACAGAAACGGUUGAAGGAGAAGUUGCCAGCCAUGGCCCGAAAGCGGAAAAUGGAAGAGGAAGUGGCGGAGUUAAAAACACAACAGAAGAAAUUGAGGGGUGACAUUGAUUCUCUAAGAUUGUCUGCUGAUGAAUUUUCAGUCAGAGCAGAAAAGGAAAGAGACUUGUCUCACAUAAGCAAAUCGAACAGCUUGCGCGAAUCAGCACAGCGCAAAGAAAUGGACCUGAAACAGUUAGAAGAGACACUUGCUCAGAAAUCACAACAGUUGAAGAACAUGUGA
Messenger RNA from Liolophura sinensis, 2733 nucleotides. RefSeq lists its product as uncharacterized. Lineage: Eukaryota; Metazoa; Mollusca; Polyplacophora; Chitonida; Chitonidae. The record is from RefSeq and is a predicted model, not a curated record. The coding region runs from base 334 to 2733 and encodes 799 amino acids. The transcript has 2 exons.